AUGGCAUCAGAAACCAACGCCGUUAGCAACAGCAGUCUCGCCAUUCCGCUCAUAGAUUUUUCUCAUUUCCUCCACGGCACUCCUUCUCAGCGCCUCUCAACUGCACAAUACAUCCUACGCGGUUUCCAAACGGCUGGAUUCAUCUACCUAACCAACCACAGCAUCCCCCUCCCAACGGUUUCAAAAGCUUUCACCACAUCCUCACUCUUCUUCCAACGCCCACAAAAGGAAAAAGAAGCCUUGGGCUGGACAACUCCAGAGUCAAAUCGAGGUUACGUCUCGCAGGGUCGGGAAAAAGUUUCGACCUUGCUCAACAAACAAGAUGUCGCGGCGUCUCGCGCCCUCGCUCCGGAUCUGAAAGAGAGUUUUGAGAUUGGAAGGGAAGGUGCAGAUGGCACGCCGAAUAACUGGCCGGGUGGCGAAACUGAUAUGCCAGGGAGGGAGUUCAAAGAAGUGAUGUUGAAUUUCCAUGAUUUGUGUAAACAGCUCCAUAUCGAAGUCAUGCGCGCCAUAGCCGUGGGUAUGGGUUUGUCCGAGUCCUAUUUCGACAGCUAUACAGACGUAGGCGACAAUACGCUGCGUCUACUACAUUACCCUGCCGUGAAUAAGGAAGUGUUUCAUGCAAAUAAAUUGCAAGUUAGGGCAGGUGAGCAUACGGAUUAUGGGAGUAUUACGUUGUUAUUUCAGGAUGACCAGGGUGGAUUGCAGGUGAAGAGUCCAGAUGGCACCUUUGUUGAUGCUACGCCUAUCCCGGGGACGGUAGUUGUUAAUGCGGGAGAUUUGUUGGCCAGAUGGAGUAAUGAUACGAUUAAGAGUACGCUGCAUAGAGUUGUGGAACCACCUACUGCUGAAGACGGGGAUAUGCAUUCUGCUAGGUAUAGUGUGGCUUAUUUCUGUAAUCCGAACUUCACGAGUCGGAUCGCGGCUAUCGAGGGGACGUAUGGAGGUGAGAAGGGGAGCAGGAAGUAUGAGGACAUUAACUCUGGGGAUUAUCUGGUACAGAGGCUAUCGGCUACUUACUAA
Messenger RNA from Venustampulla echinocandica, 1023 nucleotides. RefSeq lists its product as uncharacterized. Bases 1 to 1023 code for a protein of 340 amino acids. The record is from RefSeq and is a predicted model, not a curated record. Lineage: Eukaryota; Fungi; Ascomycota; Leotiomycetes; Helotiales; Pleuroascaceae. Gene Ontology annotation, molecular function: dioxygenase activity. The transcript is spliced from 2 exons.